AUGGCAAAUCAGCUCAAGGUAAUUGCAAUAAACAAUCCCUCAUGGCCACAGCCCAGUCCUCCUUUCAAUUCAAACAAUAUCUCAAUGGGGUUGAACAAUCCGAUUCCAAGGAGCUUGAAGAGCGAAUGCCGCAAAGCAGCCAAAGUGCUUGCGUCCUUCAUCAAGCCAAACCAGGUCUUUGGUGCUGAUGAAGUCAUCCCCAGGGAUGUGCUACAGAAUGCCAAGGGACUCGCCGUGAUGACCGUUAUCAAGGCUGGUUUCUUAUUUUCGGGUAGGGCCGGUUCCGGAGUUGUUGUUGCGAGAUUGCCGGACGGUUCAUGGUCUGCGCCGAGUGCCAUUGUCACUGCCGGUGCCGGAGUAGGCGGCCAAAUUGGUGCCGAAAUCACUGACUUUGUCUUCAUUCUGAACAGUCAGGCAGCCGUGGACUCGUUUGCCCAAUUUGGCUCGGUUACUUUGGGUGGAAACGUAUCGGUUGCCGCUGGACCCCUCGGCCGCAAUGCUGAAGCUGCUGGUACCGCCUCAUUGAAGAGUGUAUCGGCUGUCUUCUCCUACUCCAAGACCAAGGGGCUUUUUGCAGGUGUGUCUGUUGAAGGCUCUGUUCUGGUGGAGAGAAGAGAGGCUAACAGGAAGUUUUACGGCGACAACUGCAAGGCUGCACAAAUUCUUUCCGGCCGUGUUGAGCCCCCAUCCGCAUGUGAGCCUCUUUUCCGGGUUCUGGAAUCGAGGGCCUUCACGAAGAGUUCCGCCAUGGACGGAGAAUACUAUUCUGAUGACGAGUACUACAACGACAUUCCUUCCAGAUUCAGCAGUGACUCUUCUUCGCUGGACCGCGCCGGAUCCAGAAGGUCCCACGGCAGAAGCAGACAGUCACGUGAUCCAUAUGACAGCGACGACGACGACUACGAGGGUGCGGCUGGCUACUACAGUCGCAGAAGGUCCCCUCCAAGCACCCAGGGUAAGAAGAACCCCAACUCAUGGGAAGACGAUUUGUAUGAUAGGGUUGAUUCCGGUGGAAGGAACAGAGCGUCCUCGAACGGGGGUUUCAGACCAAGAACGCAGAAGCCAGACUUCGGACACGGUUCCAAAGCGGCUACUCCACCUGCGUCUGGGUCCCGUGGAAACAAGGCCAUUGCUCUGUUCUCUUUUGAGGGAGAACAGGCUGGAGAUCUGCCUUUCAAAAAGGGUGAUGUCAUAACCAUCGUGCAAAAGUCAAACUCCACAGACGAUUGGUGGACUGGCAAGAGUAAUGGCAAGGAGGGCAUCUUCCCAGCUAAUUAUGUAGAACUUGUGUAA
This is a messenger RNA of Kuraishia capsulata CBS 1993, 1293 nucleotides long. RefSeq lists its product as uncharacterized. Lineage: Eukaryota; Fungi; Ascomycota; Pichiomycetes; Pichiales; Pichiaceae. Gene Ontology annotation, cellular component: actin cortical patch. The transcript has 3 exons. Gene Ontology annotation, molecular function: actin filament binding; phosphatidylinositol binding. The coding region runs from base 1 to 1293 and encodes 430 amino acids. The record is from RefSeq and is a predicted model, not a curated record. Gene Ontology annotation, biological process: actin cortical patch localization; actin filament bundle assembly.